GUUAUAAUAAGACAGGGAAGCAGAUGGACAUAUUUAUACCUCCACUGAUAACCAGGCAGGCUGCACCUCCCAUAAACAUGGUGCUUUAAGACAACAGAGGAAAAAGAAAAGCACUGAGACUCUGCUGGGAAAAGAUCUGCAUUUCAGAAAGGCUACAGUUUCAACAGGGCAGAUCAGAAGACAGAAAUCUGAAAUCUUUGUGCUGAUUAGAAACACACAAGAACAACUUUUGAAUCUACCACGGCAAACAACUAAAGAAGACAGUGAGGGAGUGAACUCUGAAAAACUGAGGAAAAUCUAAACUGUGACAAGACAAAGAAGAGCAGUCAUGCCAGGCUCAGGAGGAGCAGACCCGAAGGGAGAAGAUUACUCCACUGCUAUCCUGAAGCAGAAACACAGACCGAACAGACUCAUUGUGGAUGAAGCUGUCAGUGAAGACAGCAGCAUUGUCAGCCUAUCACAGCAAAAGACAGAGGAGCUGCAGCUUUUCCGGGGGGACACUGUGGUGCUGAGAGGCCGGAAACGACGGCAAACAGUGUGCAUCGUCCUGACGGAUGACACCUGUGGAGAUGAACGGAUUCGGAUGAACCGUGUGACGCGCAACAACCUGCGUGUACGGCUUGGUGAUGUCAUCAGUAUCCAUGCAUGCCCUGAUAUCAAGUAUGGGAAGAAGAUCCAUGUGCUCCCCAUAGAUGACACCAUUGAAGGCCUAUCAGGGAACCUCUUUGAGGUUUUCCUCAAGCCGUACUUUCUGGAGGCUUACCGGCCUGUACACAAAGGUGACAUCUUUUUGGUAAGGGGAAGCAUGCGAGCAGUGGAGUUCAAGGUGGUGGAGACGGACCCCAGCCCUCACUGCAUCGUUGCUCCCGACACAGUCAUCUACUGUGAGGGAGAGCCAAUCAAAAGAGAGGAUGAAGAGGAGAGUCUCAAUGACAUUGGCUAUGAUGACAUUGGAGGCUGUCGGAAGCAGCUGGCCCAGAUCAAAGAGAUGGUGGAGCUUCCUCUCAGACACCCGGGACUGUUUAAGGCUAUCGGAGUUAAGCCUCCCAGAGGUAUCCUGUUGUACGGCCCUGCAGGAACAGGAAAGACCCUGGUGGCCCGAGCUGUAGCCAAUGAAACCGGUGCUUUUUUUUUCCUCAUCAAUGGUCCUGAGAUUAUGAGUAAGCUGGCAGGAGAGUCAGAAAGCAACCUAAGGAAGGCAUUUGAGGAGGCGGAGAACAACGCUCCCGCCAUCAUCUUCAUCGAUGAGCUGGAUGCCAUCGCUCCCAAGAGGGAGAAGACUCAUGGUGAGGUGGAGAGGCGUAUAGUGUCCCAGCUCCUGACCCUGAUGGAUGGCUUGAAGCAAAGAGCUCAUGUGAUUGUCAUGGCUGCAACAAACCGACCAAACAGCGUGGACUCGGCUCUGAGACGCUUUGGCAGGUUUGACCGUGAGAUUGAUAUUGGAAUCCCAGAUUCGACUGGUAGACUGGAGAUCCUGCAGAUCCACACCAAAAACAUGAAACUGGCUGAUGACGUCGACCUGGAGAGGAUUGCUACAGAGACCCACGGCCAUGUGGGUGCUGACCUGGCUGCUUUGUGCUCAGAAGCUGCUCUGCAAGCCAUCCGCAAGAAGAUGACCCUCAUUGAUCUGGAGGAUGAAACCAUCGAUGCUGACCUGCUCAACUCAAUGGCUGUCACCAUGGAUGACUUCCAGUGGGCUUUGAGUCAGAGCAACCCAUCAGCUCUGAGAGAGACGGUUGCAGAGGUGCCUCAGGUCAACUGGGAGGACAUUGGUGGACUGGACGAGGUCAAGAGAGAGCUGCAAGAGCUUGUCCAGUAUCCUGUUGAGUAUCCUGAUAAAUUCCUCAAGUUUGGAAUGACCCCAUCUCGUGGAGUUUUGUUCUACGGCCCUCCAGGCUGUGGGAAAACCCUGCUGGCUAAGGCCAUUGCCAAUGAAUGCCAAGCUAACUUUGUCUCAAUCAAAGGACCUGAGAUGCUCACCAUGUGGUUUGGAGAAUCAGAAGCAAACGUCAGGGAUGUGUUUGAUAAGGCCAGACAAGCAGCCCCCUGCAUCUUGUUUUUCGAUGAGCUAGACUCCAUUGCCAAAUCUAGAGGUGGUGGGGCAGGGGAUGCGGGUGGUGCCGCUGACAGAGUCAUCAACCAGAUACUCACAGAGAUGGACGGCAUGUCCGACAAAAAGAACGUUUUCAUCAUCGGUGCCACAAACAGGCCAGACAUCAUAGACCCAGCCAUCCUGCGGCCGGGUCGUCUGGAUCAGCUCAUCUACAUCCCGUUGCCUGAUAGACCAUCUCGCACGGCGAUUCUUAAAGCCAACCUACGCAAAUCCCCUGUUGCACGAGAUGUGGAUCUUGAAUACCUUUCUGGCAUCACAGAGGGAUUUUCUGGAGCUGACCUGACAGAGAUCUGUCAGCGGGCCUGCAAGCUGGCCAUCCGUGAGGCAAUAGAGGCCGAGAUCAAGGCUGAGCGUCAGAGGCAGAGCAGACCAGGCAUCCCCAUGGAUGAGGACUUUGAUCCAGUCCCAGAGAUCAGGAAGGACCACUUUGAAGAGGCGAUGCGAUUUGCUCGUCGCUCCGUUAGUGAUAAUGACAUCCGCAAAUAUGAGAUGUUUGCUCAAACUCUGCAGCAGAGCCGAGGUUUUGGAAACUUCAGAUUUCCUUCUGCUUCUGGUUCCCAGUCUGGAAAUCAAGGCUCUGGGUCAGGGAGGCCAAGUCAGUACAGAGAUGAAGGCGAUGAUGAUCUCUAUCAGUGACAAAAACUGCACUCAGCUGCUGCGCACUGCCUCUGGAAUGAGACAGAUGAAUAAAGGAAGUAGAAACUUCAAAAUAAUAGUAAAAAAAGUAAAUAAAAAAAAAAAUGGGAAUCAUAAGGACCCCUUUGAAAAACAAGUAUUGAAAAUUGUAUCAAGAUGAAUAAAACAAAAGAUUGAAUAAAAUAGCUUUUGUGUAAAAACAGUAAAAAAACAAAACAAAAAACAAUAAAAUAAAAAAUAAGAAGGUUCUUCAUGUAGUCCUCUGAAAAGCUAAAUACACCUCUUAAUUCAUUAGCUUGUUGAACCGCCUUUAGCAGCUUGAGGUAAUCGUAUAUUUUCUGUAUAACUUCAUCAGUCUUUCACAUCAUUGUAGAGGAUGUGCUGACAUUUGGUAUUGUGUGUUUGAGUCAAUAUGUUGUGUUUGGUCUUUGCCAAAUUUUUGCUGGCACAUCCACUCCUGGGAAGAUUGUUGCAUUGUGUUAACACACACCUGAAUGCUCCAGACCACCAAAAUAAUAUUUGUCUUACUGAGAAAACUUCUGCUUUUACUGAGGGGCUCACACUUUGUAAUGAUAAACUAAUCAAGUGCAUUUGAUUAGCAGCACCUGGCUGCUGUUUAUCCUGUCCAUGGAAGCAGUAAAGGUAUACUUAGUUUUUCACAGGACUGCAGAGUCCUAUGGAAACUUCCUUUUUCACAUGAAUGUAUAAAAAAAUAAUCUUGUGACCCUACUAACAUACACUGUAAAACCUUGUCACUAUGAGCAGUUUGCACUUUAAAAUUGGUGUGUGUAUGAGUUGAGAAAUGAAUAAAAAC
Archocentrus centrarchus (flier cichlid) is the source of this 3563-nucleotide messenger RNA. RefSeq names its product transitional endoplasmic reticulum ATPase. Lineage: Eukaryota; Metazoa; Chordata; Actinopteri; Cichliformes; Cichlidae. The transcript is spliced from 18 exons. Gene Ontology annotation, cellular component: VCP-NPL4-UFD1 AAA ATPase complex; nucleus; cytosol. The record is from RefSeq and is a predicted model, not a curated record. Gene Ontology annotation, molecular function: ATP hydrolysis activity; polyubiquitin modification-dependent protein binding; ATP binding. The coding region runs from base 329 to 2749 and encodes 806 amino acids. Gene Ontology annotation, biological process: retrograde protein transport, ER to cytosol; autophagosome maturation; mitotic spindle disassembly.